CACUCGGGAGAGAACAAACACACCCCGCUUCGAGCCGCGAGGGAGCAGAGCUAACUGAGCAGAGCGCCCGCCAGCGCCGCUGCCGCCCCGUGCGCCCGGCUCUCUCCGCACCCCGCGCGGCGCUCCAGCCAGGCGCCUGUGCGGCUCCUGGCCGCCCGCGAAGCCAGCGCCAGCGCCAGCCCCGCUGGUAGCUGCGGCAUCCACCAGCCGCCCGGCCCCCGCACGCUCCCCGCCGUUUAAAAGGACCUCCCGCCGCUUCCCGGCUCUGCCCUGGGAUUCCCCAGCCGCGCGCCGCUCCCCGCUCCACUUCGCAGCAACUUCGGCGGCCGCGCGCAGCCCGCCCUCGCCCGCCUUUAAAGUUUGCUGUGCCGACCGCAAAGUUGGGACACUUCAUCGGAUUGAAUUUUUCUCUUUUAUCUGCCUCCGUCCCCGCCCUCCAGGCUCCUUGUUCCUGAAUACUGGUGCUAAGCAUCUUGGCAGGGUCUGGGGACGUGGACUAUUUCGCACACCACACCUCUGGGAGGGAUUUUUCCUCUUUUCCCUACGAAAAACAAACAGAUCUUUUUAAGGAUGGUGCUGCUCCACUGGUGUCUGCUGUGGCUCCUGUUUCCACUCAGCUCAAGGACCCAGAAGUUACCCACCAGGGAUGAGGAACUAUUUCAGAUGCAGAUCCGGGACAAGGCAUUUUUUCAUGAUUCAUCAGUAAUUCCAGAUGGAGCUGAAAUCAGCAGUUAUCUCUUUAGAGAUACACCUAAAAGGUAUUUCUUUGUGGUUGAAGAAGACAAUACUCCAUUAUCAGUCACAGUGACACCCUGUGAUGCACCUCUGGAGUGGAAGCUGAGCCUCCAGGAGCUGCCAGAGGACACGAGUGGGGAAGGGUCAGGUGAUCUGGAACCUCUUGAGCAGCAGAAGCAGCAGAUCAUUAAUGAGGAAGGCACUGAGUUAUUCUCCUACAAAGGCAAUGAUGUUGAGUAUUUUAUAUCUUCUAGUUCCCCAUCUGGUUUAUAUCAGUUGGAUCUUCUUUCAACAGAGAAAGACACACAUUUCAAAAUAUAUGCCACAACAACUCCAGAAUCUGAUCAGCCAUACCCUGAGUUACCCUAUGACCCAAGAGUAGAUGUGACCUCCCUGGGGCGCACCACAGUCACUUUGGCCUGGAAACCGAGCCCCACUGCCUCUUUGCUGAAACAACCCAUUCAGUACUGUGUGGUCAUCAACAAAGAGCACAAUUUCAAAAGUCUCUGUGCAGUGGAAGCAAAACUGAGUGCAGAUGAUACUUUUAUGAUGGCACCGAAACCUGGUCUAGACUUCAGUCCCUUUGACUUUGCCCAUUUUGGAUUUCCUUCAGAUAAUUCAGGUAAAGAACGCGGCUUCCAAGCAAAGCCUUCUCCAAAACUGGGGCGUCAUGUCUACUCCAGGCCCAAGGUUGACAUUCAAAAAAUCUGCAUAGGAAACAAGAACAUCUUUACUGUCUCUGAUCUGAAACCUGACACGCAGUACUACUUUGAUGUAUUUGUAGUCAACAUCAACAGCAACAUGAGCACCGCUUAUGUAGGCACCUUUGCCAGGACCAAGGAAGAAGCCAAACAGAAGACAGUCGAGCUAAAAGACGGGAAGGUUACAGAUGUAUUUGUUAAAAGGAAGGGAGCAAAGAUUCUACGGUUUGCUCCAGUCUCUUCUCACCAAAAAGUCACCUUCUUUAUUCACUCUUGUCUGGAUGCUGUCCAAAUCCAAGUGAGAAGAGAUGGGAAACUUCUUCUGUCUCAGAAUGUGGAAGGCAUUCGGCAGUUUCAGCUUAGAGGAAAACCUAAAGCGAAAUACCUCAUUCGGCUGAAAGGAAACAAGAAGGGAGCAUCUAUGUUGAAAAUACUAGCUACCACAAGGCCUACUAAGCAGUCAUUUCCCUCUCUUCCUGAAGACACAAGAAUCAAAGCUUUUGACAAGCUCCGUACCUGUUCCUCGGCCACCGUGGCUUGGCUAGGCACUCAGGAAAGGAACAAGUUUUGCAUCUACAAAAAAGAAGUGGAUGAUAACUACAAUGAAGACCAGAAGAAAAGAGAGCAAAACCAAUGCCUAGGACCAGAUAUAAGGAAGAAGUCAGAAAAGGUCCUCUGUAAAUAUUUCCACAGUCAAAACCUGCAGAAAGCAGUGACCACAGAAACAAUUAAAGGUCUUCAGCCUGGCAAAUCUUACCUGCUGGAUGUUUAUGUCAUAGGACAUGGGGGGCACUCUGUAAAGUAUCAGAGUAAGGUUGUGAAAACUAGGAAGUUCUGUUAGUUACCUUAUGAUAGAGAUAUAUUACGUAGAACUUCAGGAGGGACAUUAAAUCACUUUAAGUAUAAACUGACUACUCCCACAGCUGAGAGAAGUUGUGACCUGUACUUGUACUACGGAAGGAAGGAUAUCAACAUGUGUUUAUUGAUGUUUAAUAAGUAACUCUUGAAGGAGACUUGUUCUAGAGUGCCCCGUGGUACCUAGUGUGUGUCUGAUGCCGGUUGGUGUCAAAGAUAGAGGACUUCUUGAAGGAACUUGCCAUUCCUUGCUUUGACCCCUGCAUGAACUGCUUCUAAAUUAUUUUAUUACCUAAAAAUUUAAAAUAUACCAUUCAUUGCACACACCCACAAAUGCAAAUCAUUCCUCUCUAUAGAUGCUAGGAUAUAUAUAUAUAUAUAAAUUAUUUUAUAAAUUCUUGUUUUAAAUGUCAGUGUUUCUAUGAUUGUAAACUAUUAAGUUCUUUUCCUGUUAAAGUACAGAUCUAAUCUAAGUAUUAUUAAGUGGACAGCCCUCUAGUCAGUUAUAUUGCUAUUGUAAAUUCUUAUUUGUUGAGUAAAAUGUUUAAAUACUGUAUGUAUCUCAUGUACAAAGUUGACAUACAUUAUAUUCAUGUACAUAAAAUUAAAGAUACUAGAUUAUAUGCUGUUCUUUUUCCCAAGCAGCUACUUUGGUGUAUUCAAUUUAAUCUGUCCUCAAAACUGCAUCUUCUGUAGUUUGGCACCAAAAUAAGCCCCUUUUCAGUAGUUAAAAAGGGAUGCCUCCUCUCUCUAAAGUUACUAUGGCAUUAGAAAUAGUUAUUAAAAUUUGUAUUUUUGACAUUGAAUAGGAGCCAGCUGUUAUGAGAUUUGAGAGAGCUACAAUAGACUUGUUUUAAAAGAAUAGGAGAAGCCAAACACUAACUUGAUAACUAUUCAACAAAUUGUUGUUAAUAACAUAAAAUACAUCACAUUAUAAGCAUUGAUUUUAAGUACAAAAUUGGGAUAUUUCAAGUAUGUUUCAAUACUACCAAAAUAGUUAAAUAAUUAUUUUAAUCUCUAGCUGACACAACAAACACCAAUCAGGACUUUGAUUAGUAAGAAGAAAACUAGGAAAGUUGCUGUUUCAUAGCAUUAAUGGUCUACUACUUUUAACUUUGAUUUUUCAUGGGUUUUUUUUAAAGUAAUUUCGGGUGUUAGAAGCAGUUUAGGCAAAUAAUAACAGAAAUCUUUUAUAAGAGACCAUGAACAAAGGGCACUUUUAAGUAGCUUCAUUCUCCAUAGGUUCUAUACAUAAAUCAUGAGGUAUUACGAGAACAUUGGUCCAGGAGUCAGAAAAGUCUGGAAUUUACAAUCACCUAAAGCAUAUGACGUUAAGAAAUCUUACCUCCCAUCAUCUCUCUUUCCCAUCUGUAACAUUACAUGAUAGAUUUAGAUGAGAUGACAUUGUCAGAUACCUUCUAUCCUAAGAGGUUGUUUUUGGUAGAAUUCUAUGAUUCCAAAGUGCUGUGACUCUAAGUGUGGAUGGGUAUAAUCUCUUUACCCCUACACUGCCCCUGCAUGCUGACACUGCCUCCAUAUGGUAGGCAUUCAACAGCAACAUUGCUCUGGAGUAUAGAUGGCUAUGGUUAAGGUAGUGUGAGUGGUGGUCCUUAUAAAAUAUUCUCUGCUUACCUUAGGAGAAAAUAGUUCCUUAAAAAUGUUAUCAUCCAAUCCUCAGUGUUAAGGUAUCUAAACAAGUGACCAUAUCUGUACACAACAGUAAUGACACCUGAAAGAAUUUUUUAAAUGAUAAAAAGGAGUACCCCAUGGUUAUAUACCCAACCAACUUGGAAGGGGAGACUUUAAAAUUGACAACAUCCCAGAGAUGUCGUAUCCUAAGUUACGAUUGUGUUGCCUUUGAAUAAAUAUCAACUUUCUCAUAGUAGGCACAUAUAUAUUAUUACAGAACAAUGUGCUAAGUGGGACUGUAGUGAAUGAAAGAGUUAUUGCAGCUUCUGAAGGUGACAGACUUAACUUUCAGAUAUUGCUUAAUGCCUGGGAAACCUGGGAACCAGGCCAAGUCAAUUUAACCAAGGUUUUGCUUUUUAGUCAGCUGUGAUGGUGGUUUCUACAUAGUCUGGAUAAAUCCAAAAUUAUUUCAUGGUCCCAGCAAAAUUUGCCUUUUUGAAAUUAUUAGAAAAAUGGAAUACACAUGUGAAAUUUCUACCAUUUUCCUAAAGAAAGGGGAAGCCUAUUAAAAAUGAAGCUCUCUUAUUUACUAUUGCAUUUCUAUUUUAGGAGCAUUUGGCUAAACUGGGGACAAAAACAAAAACUUGUUCUUAAUUAACAAAAGAACUAGAAAGUAGCUAAUAUGAAAGCACCACCUUGUGUUCAUUCAGCUCCAGGAUAGCUCUGCAGACAGCAGGGCAUUUAGAGUCCCAAGUAUUGUCAUACAUCGCUGGGGAGGGAAGAAUCUUUAAGGACAUUUAGUUUACAAUCUUUGUUAUUUUUCAGGUGUUGAAAAGAGAUUAAAGAUCAUAGAAGUCAGAAUAAAUUUGUAAAAGUUCUCAUAGUCAAAACAGCUAAGUAAUGGCAUUGCCCAGACUCCAAAAUCCUGACCAGAAUAUAAAUCACCAAUUCUUGGUUUAAAGGGUUUUUUUUGUGAAUCAUUUUCCAAAAAAAGUAGUACACUUUUUGUGUUACUUACUAUUUCAAAGAAACUUAUUCUUCAAGACCAUUUCAGAUUUCCUUAGGAAUGUAUGUGUUACCCAUAAUUGACCAUUUCAAACUUGUAAGAAAAAAAAAUUUUGUGGUCAUUUUGUUAUUUUUAGAGACACAAAGUAUUUCUAAUCUAGGUUUGCAUUGCACAUAUAAACUUGAGGCUGUGAGAUCAUUAGUCAGUUGCUUUAAUUAUAAGCCCUGUUUUUUUUAAAUCUAAAACUAACCAGAAUCUAUAAGAAUUAUGACAGAUUAUUUUCUUCAUUAAAUUACCUUAUAAUCAAUUUCUAGAUUAAAUGUUUAAACAUGCAUUAAAGGGUUAGUGCUGAAAAGCACUUAUUUUCAUUACUCAGAACACAUUUGAGAAAAUUACAAUUUGUGUAAGAUGAAGAGACUUAAAAGAUGACAAAGAUGAACUUUAGAGUUUGAAAAAGGCUUAAUGAUUCUUAAUGGUUUGACUCAAUAAAACCAUACACACACACACACACACACACACACACACACACACACACACUUUUGUAUAUAAUUCAAGGGAUUCAUUGUUGCUGAAACCAGUCCAGUAUUCCUUCCAAUAUUUCACCAAUUGCUUCUAGAGAUUAUCAGUUCUACCAUCUCAUUUUACAGAUGAGGAAAUUGAGGCCCAAUUAAGACUAGAAUCCAGAUUCCUUUACACCCACUUUAAUGUCCACUCAGGACUUCAUCUUAAACACUUCUUCACUGUAGAAAGUAUGGGACAACUCACCCAGAGUGUACUUCUUUUGUCUUUAUUCACUGGCUCACUUCAAAACAAAAGAAAAACAAGUGUCUAAUUUGGAGGACAAGGUCAUCUGGAGCAUCUCCAGCCACUUCCUCCCCCAACUCUGAUAUGGUGUGACAGAGAUUCAUUCGAUUGGGAACCUGCCUUCUGGCCCUCUCCCUGUGACCAAGUAGAGUGACCACUGCCAGACUUUAACUGGCCUUUAUAUGUAGUCGUCUAAAUGACCUGGAAAGCAUCAGGACACACUUACCAUUGUUUCACCGGAGAGUUUUAGCCUGAAAAAUACAGGGUCUUUGGGGAUUUGGGCCUUUGUUGUUUUGAAAGUGGGAAGUAGGAGAAAGGAAAACGGAGAGAAGUGGGGUGUGGAGAGAAGUUUAGUUUUAUCUCACUUCUUUCUCUGAGAUGUCUAAGAAGUCAAGAUAAGAGAUUCAGUGUAACUUGAUUUUAUUAAUGUUUGCAUUCUGCCUUUCAUGCAACCUUACACUGGAGCACUGGACCUGGAUCACCAUCCUCUCUGCCAGAAUUGCAUCUCUGCAAUUCUGGACAUUUUGUGGACAUUUUCAUUUCCCAGGAGUGGUUGAUCAUGCAUCUGGGCAAGAUUUCCUUCAUUUUUCUUUACAUUCCCCAUUCCUGACCGUUGAGAAAUAGUCAUCAAAGUUCAGAAAUAAAGUCUUUUAGAAUGCCUUUCCAGAUUGACUCUUAGAACUCUUUCAAAGAUAUUUGUAAAUAUUCACUCUAAGUGUAAAAGAAAUAAAAAGCUGUAGAUCUUUGUUAUGGAAAAACCAUUAGCUCAAGAUUGAAUAGUUCAAGGUCUUAGGCACGGUUACAUCUUACACUGUCGUUAUUUAGAUCCCAACAAAGAGAGGGUGGGAUUGAUUAUCCCACAGUAUUGUGGGGAGGAAGACAGUGCAGGGAAAGACAUUGAUUCCUAGUAAAAGAUCCAUUAAAAAACUGAGCUAAGGAUGAUGUGCCAGAAUGUAAUUCAUCAUCCCUUUAUGCUACAGAGGAGAGCUUGCAAGACAGUGUAAGAUUUCCCUGAAAUUUGUUAGAAAUGUCGUCUAGACAUUGAGCCAGGAACACAAUCAAGUAACCUCCCGGGAUAUAGCCAGGCCCCAAGCCUCUUCAGAAUUGGGAAUAAUGUUUUGAAUUGAAACAGAGGUGUAAAACAGAGAGGUCAGAGCAGAUCAGUACUGGUUAUGGGUGAUGAGAUCCAGACAAAAUAGUCUUGAAAAAAAUAACUGUCUUACAAUGAGGGGGUGUGAUGGAUGUGUUACUUUGUUUUUGAGUCUAGUAGUAUUUAUGUCUGAAACUGGUCAGUUUUUAGGGGAAACUUCAAAAUGUAGUUUGUCUUUCUCUUUUCUUAUAAAUAUCUGCCAAGACUAAUACCCAAUCAAAUGCCUUGACUUGGAAAUAAACAAAUAUCCGUUUCUUCUCUAUAAUUACCUUUUGGUAUAAUCUUUUCAAUUUGUGUAAAUAGGAUCUAACAGAAUAACACCAAUAGUUGUUUUAAGAUAGACUGAAAAAAACCCCAAAAUGCCCACAUUUAAUUGUUAUAAUUCUGACAGUAGUGUGUUUCUGAGAGAAAAUAUUUAUAAUAAACAGAACCAAGUAUAUUAAUACAUCACUGGCAUAGAAGUCUGAUUGUUUAUUCUCAUCCCUUCCUAUAAAAUGAACUCAGACCUAUUUAAAUAGGAUUAAUAUAUUAGUUUCUUUCAUCAUGUAGGCCUGAUAAUUUCCACAUUGCCAGACCAAAAGUUUUUGGAAAUAGCAUGCCACCCUCAAGAACCACUGGGAAAUGUCUCAUAAGCAUCUACAUUUGUCUGACCUGGUUUGUGCUCUGCGGGUCCAUACAACUGAAGUAACAAGAUUGUGGCUUAACCAAUGUCAGAGUUAUAACUAUAGACAUAGAUUGCUGUAUGAGCAAUUUGAUAAGAGCAACUGAUCUAGUCAUAAAUAUGCCCCAUUUCCAAUGGUUGAGUUUCCAUGUAUCACAGUAGCUACAGUAGCUUUAGCAACAUUGGAUGUUUCCAGCUCUUCUGGAUGUGGUAAGAACUUCAAGUGAGAGAGACAAACAACCAUAUGUAUAUGUUUUAAAUAACCAAAUAAAAUUCAACCAGUUCUCUUAUGGUAAAAUAUAACUUUAAAAACAUUUUUAAAGAAAUAGCAGACUCUUUCUUGGUUGACUAUUUUAAAAGAGUAGUAUUGAAUAUCUCCUUCCUGCUAAAUAAAACUUGUCAUUCUCCUUCAAAUAAAGCGGUCAAGCUGUAAAUUACAGGUUGCAGAAUUUUGCCUUCUCUUCUGCACGGGAUCACGGGUUCUGUUGGGUUGUCCUGGGGUGAUCUUCAGGUAUGGAAAAGAUGACAGAGAUAUGAAAGCAGGGUAAGAAUCACAAAAUUUACAUCUAAAUUGCAUUUUGUACAUGUUCCAUUGACUAAUGGUAGAGAGCUGUGCUUCAAAUACAGCUGUGGGCUGAGCAAACUUCGCUGCUCUAAAUACUGAAUGCCAGUUCCUUUGCCAGUUCCAUGGGCAAGCAUUCUGAGAGGCCUGAGUAAAAAUGUGCAGAUAAAUACUCAGUUCUGGAGUUUUUUGGUGCCAAAGCAUACAGAAUACUUAUGUUCUGCUAUGGAAAUCUUGGAAGAACAGAACUUCUGGUUUUGAUAGCUCUGAGGAUUUAAAACAGUUCUUAGACUACUUAUUACCUUUCAUAAAACUCACUCCUACUUUAAAAGUCUCUUGGUGGCUUACCUAUAUUAAAAAGAGGAAAAUAAUUUUUUUUUAUUCCACUGAGUUUUCUCUUCUCUAUUGAAGUUAAGCAAGCUAAUAAGAGGACAGCAGAGGAAAGAGUGCAGAAGUGGGACUUUGGGCAUUUUUUAAAACUUCUGUGGACCUGAGCUUUCUCAUUGGUAAAAUGAGAAGGGUGAUGAUCUCCUAGAUUCCUUUUUGGAGAAGCAGAGAAACUAACAACUUUUAAGCACAUACUGAGUGCCAAGCGUUUGAAAUGGCAUUAUUUAAUCCUCAUAACAACCCUGAGAUGAAGACAUUUUGUAUUCUCAUUAAGCACAGGGGGAACCCAAAGAACAAAUAAAUUAUAUAAUGUGCUCAAGGUCACAAAGUUAAUACAAGAUGGAGUUGAAAUUAAAACUCAGAUACAUCUGGUACCCAGUGAAUGCAUUUUUCCACAUCCACCUGUAUGAUUGUGAACUCUAGUGCUACUUAGUGAAUUUCACCACAAUAGCAUACAUGAUGAGUAACUUACUAAAACUGGGGAAAGUUAAAGUGUAUUAAAGCUUGGCCUGCAUAAAUAUGUUUUCUAUAUAUAAACAAGUUUUCUCUGACAUGGAUAAAUAUCAAGCACUAGGGACAGAAGAUGAAUAAUUGACAAAGUAUUGCUAAGCUGCUCUUAAUCGUGUAGAACUUUCCUGUUUUCAUGGUAACUUAUACUACCAUAGCAAUUUUGCUUGGUAUUUGUUUGUGUCUUAUUAUACAGAGUUUGAUGUAAUGCUUACAUAUGAUAUAAUGUGUCUUCGAUAUGAUGUUAAUAAACCUUUAUUUAAUGCUUU
Molecule: messenger RNA, 9266 nt
Organism: Sapajus apella (tufted capuchin)
Lineage: Eukaryota; Metazoa; Chordata; Mammalia; Primates; Cebidae
Gene: NDNF
Product: neuron derived neurotrophic factor
Exons: 4
Coding region: 571-2277 (568 amino acids)
Biological process (GO): extracellular matrix organization
Molecular function (GO): protein binding
Source: RefSeq, a predicted model, not a curated record